AUGGCAGGGCUAAUGAAGAAGUAUGGCAUCAUCCAUAAAGUGGCCACGGCAUACCAUCAUCAAACAAAUAGCCAAGCCGAAGUCUCCAAUCGGGAAAUCAAGCGCAUAUUGGAAAAGGUUGUGAAGCCUCAUUGGAAAGAUUGGAGUUCUAAGCUCGUUGAUGUGCUUUGGGCUUACCGGACAGCGGUUGGAGUCGAGAGAAAGUUACAAUUGGUGGAGCUUGAGGAGCUUCGAUUGGAAGCUUAUGAGAAUUCAAGGCUUUACAAAGAGAAGAUGAAAGCGGUGCAUGAUCAACACAUAAAAAGGAGAGACUUUAGAGCCGGAGAACUAGUUCUCCUCUAUAACUCUAGGUUAAGGUUGAUGCCUGGGAAGCUAAGAUCAAGGUGGGAAGGCCCCUAUAGAGUGGAAAAGGCCGAACCAUAUGGAGUCUACCACCUAAGGCACCCUUCAAGCCCCAACAUCUUCAAAGUGAAUGGUCAUCGUCUUAAGUUAUACCGUGGAGAGAAAAUGAAAAGCAACAAAGAGGUUGAGGUGUUCCUUCUUGAGGACGCACCCGAAGGCAACAAAAUUUGA
This is a messenger RNA of Arachis stenosperma, 573 nucleotides long. RefSeq lists its product as uncharacterized. Gene Ontology annotation, molecular function: nucleic acid binding. NCBI's taxonomy places the organism in Eukaryota, Viridiplantae, Streptophyta, Magnoliopsida, Fabales, Fabaceae. The transcript is spliced from 2 exons. Bases 1 to 573 code for a protein of 190 amino acids. The record is from RefSeq and is a predicted model, not a curated record.